This is a messenger RNA of Hypomesus transpacificus, 6225 nucleotides long. It is a transcript of the gene mtf1, whose product is annotated as metal-regulatory transcription factor 1. The record is from RefSeq and is a predicted model, not a curated record. Gene Ontology annotation, cellular component: nucleus. The transcript has 11 exons. The coding region runs from base 225 to 2663 and encodes 812 amino acids. Gene Ontology annotation, biological process: positive regulation of transcription by RNA polymerase II; central nervous system development. Gene Ontology annotation, molecular function: RNA polymerase II cis-regulatory region sequence-specific DNA binding; DNA-binding transcription activator activity, RNA polymerase II-specific. Lineage: Eukaryota; Metazoa; Chordata; Actinopteri; Osmeriformes; Osmeridae.
AAACAUUUAAGAGUGUAUAACAAUGUGUAGCUGUAUUUCCCACAAUUCACCACGUUAACUGGGAGGCUGGAAUAUGACGUUUAUAUUUAAUCAUGGUACCGCUAGGGAGGGGAUGGGAAGAAAGUGCUAGCAACCCUAAACAUAAAGUCUAACGACGUUUUCUCUGCCUUGGUAUAGCAAGUGUGCCGUCCUCUGCGCCCGGGCGAGAGAGGCGGCCAAGGACCAUGAGCGAGAAGGGCCCUCACACUGAGGCGCCGAUGUACCUCACGGUGGAGGUGGACCAGCUUCCGCGGGACGAGGACGAGGACGAGGAGCAGAUGGCCAACUACGGCAAAGAGGAUGACCUGAUGCCCAACCGCCCCUCCUCCUCCUCGGGCCGCGUGUACGACCGCACCACGGUGCUCAUCGAGCAGGACCCCAUCCGAUUGGACGAGGAAGGCGAGGAGUACAUCCACUGCGGCGGGGACGACGACGGGGUCACCUUCCUCACCGAGGGGGAGGGUGACGAGGAGGGCUCCCUAGCCUACAUGACGGACCCUGACGGGAUGUCGCAGGGCUAUGUGCACCAUACCAUCUCGCCGGACCAGAUCCAGUUCAUCAUCAACCCCGGGUCCACCCCCAUGCCACGGAACAUCGAGGGGGCCACCCUCACCCUGCACUCGGAGUGUCCAGAGACCAAGCAAAGAGAGGUGAAGCGGUACCAGUGCAUGUUUGAGGGCUGCACCAGAACCUACAGCACGGCAGGCAACCUCCGCACGCACCAGAAGACACACAGAGGAGAAUACACGUUUGUGUGCAACCAGCAGGGCUGUGGCAAGGCCUUCCUCACCUCCUACAGCCUUAAGAUCCACGUGCGCGUCCACACCAAGGAAAAGCCCUUUGAGUGUGACGUGCAGGGCUGCGAGAAGGCCUUCAACACUCUCUACAGACUGAAAGCACACCAGAGACUGCACACGGGGAAGACUUUCAACUGUGAAUCGGAAGGAUGCACAAAGUACUUUACGACGCUCAGUGACCUGAGGAAGCACAUUCGUACACACACUGGGGAGAAACCAUUCCGGUGUGACCAUGACGGGUGUGGCAAAGCAUUUGCUGCUAGCCACCACCUAAAGACGCAUGUACGGACACAUACAGGGGAAAAGCCUUUCAACUGUCCCAGCGAUGGCUGUGAGAAGACCUUCAGCAGCCAGUACAGUCUGAAGAGUCACAUCCGAGGCCACGACAAAGGCCAGCCUUUCAGCGUGACCUUAACCCACCCCCUGUCAGAGGAUGCAAAUCAUUCACUAUGCCUCAGUGAUCUAAGCCUCAUCUCUACCGAUUCAGAGCUACGAGAGAACAUCCACAACUCUCAGAACAUGGAUCUGAACAGUGUCACCCCCAUCAGGAUCUUUGAGCUCAUGUUUCAGAGUCCAGAACAUAGUGAACACAGUCAAGACGAUGUUCAUCAUCGAGAGAGUUUUGUGGAAGUCUUUGGCCUGGACACUCCUACCCAACCUACAGUGAGUGACGGUUCCUCCCUCCUCUCCUUCCCCCUGCCCCCCUGCUCCUCGUCCUCCUCACCCUGCUCCCACACCACCCCGGUCGCGGAGGGCCCCUGCCAGCUCAGCCAGACACCCUCUCAGACCCCGACGCCCAUCAGCUCCGCAAUCGGCUCCACCCAGCCCGCCCCCUACGUCUCCUUAGCCGGCCCAACGCCAGACGUGCCCGACCAUGCCCCGGGGGCCGGCGCUGCAGUCCAGCAGCACUAUGUUGCCGUGUCGCCCGCGUUCCUUCAGCCAAAGGGCAAGACUCCGACCGGGGCGGCGGCGCCCCCUGCGGCCUCCGCUCCGCCAGCUCCGGCCCUGAGCGCCGCGGUGCCGUGUGCCGCUGCUGUUGCCGCCCCCAACACGGAGGCACCGCCGCUGCCGCCAGCCACGGCUCACAAUGUGCCUUUAGCCCCCAACACCAGCCCGGGCCUGACUCCCACCCCCACCACCAUUACCAUCGGGUCCAGCCAGGGCCUGCUGCCGUCCAGUAUCGUCAUGUCGGACCAGAACCUGCAGUGGAUCCUCAGUAGCGCCGCCAACAGCCAGCAGAACUCGGACACAACGACUCACCAAGGAGGGACAAAAGUUGAGAAAGUUUUCUUCACCACUGCCAUACCUGUGGGAGGAAACCCAGGCAACGCUGUUCAGCAGAUCGGCCUCAGUUUGCCAGUCAUCAUCAUCAAACAGGAGGAAUCCUGCCAGUGUCAAUGUGCCUGCAGGGACUUGGCUAAAGACAGGAGCUCCAACAACAAGAGCACUAACACAGCCACAGCAGUCAUAGCAGCACAGCAACCUCCGGAUCCUCCUGCUCCUCCUCUCCCACCUCCACCUCCCGAGGCUCCUUAUCCACCUGUUCCCCCUGCCCCGUCACCCCCCUCCUGCUGCCUCCCCCAGUCCCCCUCUCCUGGGGGCGAGAUCCUCCCCCAGGGGGAAGCAGAACCGGGCAGCACUCCGUCGUCCACUCAGACGUUCCCCACGGCGGCCACCAACCCUUCUCCCCCCGAUGGCCUGUCCAACAUGGACGUUUCCGACUUCCUGUCUCUGCAGAGCCCGGAGACGGACGCCAAUAUCGAGGCUCUGCUGCUGGUGGCUGAUGACUUUGCUAUGGCUGGCAGCAGGAGCAACAUCAACCCCUAGGCAGGAGGGGAGGGAUCGACGACUUGACCACUCUUCAGCUGAAACCGCCUCGUCAGCCGGAACCCACUCCCUCGUCAUGCACACGUCCCCCAUGUUCACGUCCAUCUUGUCCUCUUCCUUUUCGUGUGCAGGCACUCCCCUCACCAAGUGUUCCAUGUCUCUACCUGUAGUGUGUUUUUGUUUGGCCUAGUAGACACAUUUCAAAGACUACAAUAGAACUAUUUGAAUCAGUUGCUGCGAAUGGUCGAGGUGCAGUCGUUUUUGGCGAUAGUGUUAGCAUAUUGCUAACAACACAUAUCGAUGGCUGCAUAUGAAAUUGAGAAUUUUGCAUGACUUGGCGCUCUCAUUGCCAAGCAAUAAAACAAAACUAGACUUGUUGUCUAAUCAAGCACUGUAGUGAACUAGCCAGCAUACUAUAUACCUUUCAACUAGUAUGCUUUUGACCAGAAUGUACUGCAUGUAAUGUAAGUCAUUUGGUUUUUAUCCAGUACCACCAGGAAUUGGACGUUGUUGGGCAGUGUUAUCUUACUCAAGCAAUGUCUAUUGACAGCCAUUGCAUAAAAAGUAAUCAUGACAAAUUUGUCUAGGAAGGUUAUUGUAUUCCAGAAAAUGUGAUUUCCUUUGGUUUCAUUUGUAUUAUUGGUAUUGUGGCUGUUUUCCAUACACAAGUAUUACAAAUUGAAACAACCUUUGAGAAUUUGAUUGCCUUUUAAAUUUGAUUUGGAAGUCAAAUCACUAUUUUCAGGUUUCCAGUAACUUUAUUAUUUAAGUGAUAACAGAUUAAUUUAUUGAGAGCUUAAUUCUGCUUACUUUUGCUGUCUUCUCUCAAGCAAGCAUCAUGGACAAAGUAUCAAUCUUUUUAUUAUUAUUAUUUAUUUCAUUGCCUGCUUAGGAGUCCUUGUAGUUGUCCUCAUAUGUUACUGAUUGGAGUCUACGGUACCCUCCCUCCCCCUCCAUUUUCUUUGUUCUCAAAGACACAAGAACAUUGCAGUAUUGCAUCUAUUAAUUUUGAUAUUUUGAUCUUCUGGUUUGCGAAAGCCUUUGGCAAUCAAGAGACAUUUAUAUAUAGCCUGACCCUCUCAGGGAUGCACGGUGAUACAGGUUGAUCAUCAGACAUGCAAUGGACUGCCAGAUACCAUUAUUGCAGCCCUGUUUGUGCUGCACUUUCUUCUUCUUACUUUUAUGUGCACUACCUUCCCCCCCCCCCCCCCCAGUUACUCAAAUGCCUAGUUAUCUGCAGCACUAAUACAUUCUUCAUUUGUGAACCACUGCUGUAAAAGGGUGUACAUAUAACAUCUAGUCAUAUACAUUUUAUCUUGUUAGAAUGAUCUAGAAUUUGUAUUUUUGUAUAGAAUUUUGAAUUGUCUAAGUGUGGAAGUCGGAGCCUUCAGAGAAUACCACCCUUACUCUUUUUUUAUUUUUAGCAUUAGCCUUCGAGACAUUCAUCUUAUGCAGACGAUUGACAAAUUUACAAACUUACCGAUUUUAGAUAUCGGCGCUACUGUACACAGUACCUUCUAAUAUGUGCAUAUGUAAUUUGCUUAGAGUAUAAUAUAACAUUAUUGUUUUACAAGGGACACAAUGCAAUGACACCACAGAAGGCAUUACUUCCAUUGGGUAUAGAGCUGCACGGCCUUAAAUGUUAUCCCACUUACUGUGGCUUACGCGCCUCCUUGCCUUGUCAGUCUCUGCCUAUGACUUGCCAUGACGUUGCCCAUCUGGCCACUAUACCCUUUUCAUCAGUUUUUGUUUAAAUGCCUUUGUGCAGCAGUCUAUACAAGGAUAUCAACUAAUUUGUUUGAUAAUUUCCGUGCCAAUGAUGCAGCCUAAUCUCCACGUUUGACAAUUUUGCGUAUCAUAGAAAUAUGCAUCUAUUCAGCAAAACAGUAGCCUGAAAUGUUAAGAUUCCUCGUACUGUACUGCAGUGAAUAUCAUCCAUUUUACAAUUGACAGGACACCCAAGAGAAAUUCCAUUCAUAUUGAAACUGUAUACACAUUGUUGUUUUGUCAUUGUACUUUUAUUUUGCUAUCGAACUGAUUAUGAAUAGAUGGACUGAGAAUCACACAGGAAUGAUGUAUUCUGUCAGAAAUAUUUUUCUAACAGGCAUAAAGCAGUUGACAUGUGGAUAUCUAAAGGAAUUUGAAUGAUCUUUGCCGUUUUACUAUCUGAAAUGUACCAGAUAUAUUUUAAUAUCAAUGCAUACUAUACGUAUGUGUAUGUGGGGCUAUUCACUGUACUGUAAAACGCUUAAAAUUAGCAUUUUAUUAAGAUUAUUGAAUAUAUUAUUUCUUUUUUGUUAGCACUUAGAUUUGGGUCCACUACUAGAAUAAUAUAAGUGUCUAGAUGACAAAAUCCUUAAUUUGUUUCUUAUUGAAGUGUUGUCCCAUAUUAAAUGUCGGUCAGCUUGAAUAAUUGUAAAUAUGAACUCGGCAUAACCCAUGAUUGACUUGCAAUCAAUUUCAUGCAUCCCUUUGAGGAAAAGUACCUAUGCAAUUAUUUGACUGCAGCAUUCCCAAAGGUGAAAUGUACCAAACAUAUUGACCAUUUUUCACUGAAGUCAUCAGAUAUUUCCCAUAUUCGGUAUGCAGAUUCACAUGUACUAUAAAGGCUAAUGAAGGUUGUUUGUAAAAUUACACACAAAAAAUACAACAUACUUCAUUCUUUGACCAACACACCUCAAUUACUCACUCCUAUACGACUGCUAUAAGGGUCCAUAUUAUUAUACUCUAUGGGUUGUGUUGAGUGGUGAAUAUGGGCAUUUGAGUAUUUGUAUUUUCAUCCAUUACUUUCCAGUAAGUUGUCUUUUUUUACCUUUUUCUUUUCUCCAUUUUGAGUUACCUGGUUAUAUACUGACUGGAUUUACUUGGAAAGGAACCUGUAAAAUCACUGAUUCUGUUGUAAGAAUUAUUUGGGUCAUGUGUGCUGCAGUUUUUACGUUAUGGGUAAAAAUGAUUUGUCACAUUUUGUUAUAUUUUCACUAAAGUCAUCUCAAUCUUUUGUGUCUUUCUGUAUUGGUAAUACAAAUCCAACCCAAUUUGUAUGCCCAUUGAAAACAUGUAGACCAAGAUGUGUUCUUUAGAACCCAAACAAACCCAAUUUUUGCCUUUAAAAAGGUACCUUUAUAGCUGCUGACUAUUGCUGGGCAGGCAUUGUGAACAUCUUGUGCAUGGAAACAAUACUCUCCCUGGAAGGAAGUUCAAGUUUUGAGGGCAUUGGGGCACUUGUUUGGAAACUGGUUGUUUUUCUUCAGAUGUACCAGUUUGGAAAGAAUGCAGUGGCAACAGGCUUUUUUGAACUUUGUAUAUAGUUAGGGAUACUUGUGCUUGUUGGAAAAAUGUUUAAUGGGUAACAGGAGGGGGAAACGAAAUGCUUCCAAAGGAAUGUCUUCAGUACCCAAAGAGUAAGGAAUUGUAAAGGAUUUGUAUUUUUUAAAAGAAUGUACAAUGUGAAAAUGGUUUGCUUAUGCUUGUUUUGUAUAAAGUAAUAUUGUACUAUGAUAAAGUAAUAACUUUUUGAAUUGAGAGCAAUAUAAUACUAAUAAAAUCUUACCUGAUUUGUCAA